Iphiclides podalirius (scarce swallowtail) is the source of this 621-nucleotide messenger RNA. Lineage: Eukaryota; Metazoa; Arthropoda; Insecta; Lepidoptera; Papilionidae. The record is from the annotation of a GenBank genome assembly.
AUGGCCAUUGUUAAAACCCCAGUGCUCAAAGUAAUAUUAUGUGGUGAAUAUGGUGUGGGGAAAAGCUCAAUAUUCAGAAGAUUUAUAAACAACACGUUUGUUCCAAAUUCAGAUAGACGAUCGACACUAGGAUUAGAUCACUUUGAGAAGCUCUAUCAAGUCGCCGACAAGGACGUUAAGUUACAGUUAUGGGACACUGGAGGUAUGGAAAGAAUUGCAUCUGUAACAUCUAGCUACUAUAAAUUUGCUGAGGCAGCUAUCUUAGUAUUUUCCUUGGACAAUGCAUCUUCAUUCCACGUUUUGAGCCAACAUUUAUUAGAUAUAGUGACAUAUGCUGAAAAUGCUAAAAUUUUUUUGUGUGGAAAUAAGUCAGAUUUAGAAGGAACCUCACCGCAAGUAACUGAUGCAGAUAUUGAAACAUUUUGUGAGCAAUGUCAUAAUCUCAUAAGUACUACAUAUAAAACAUCAUGCAAAACUGGAAAAGGAAUAGAAGAAAUGUUUGCGGACAUUGCCCUUCAAUUAGUAGAGUCUAACAGAUCAAGGAUUGAACUGCAAACAUUAGAUCACAACAGUUUUAAAAUAACUCAACCAGAGCCCCCUGAAGAACCAUCUUGUAGUUGC